This is a messenger RNA of Geodia barretti, 693 nucleotides long. Lineage: Eukaryota; Metazoa; Porifera; Demospongiae; Tetractinellida; Geodiidae. The record is from the annotation of a GenBank genome assembly.
AUGAACCGCAUUCUCGACAAUGCGGAAAACCCCAAUGAAACGCUGGACUACGCCUACGAGAAGCAGAUGGAAACUCUGCGGGACGUGAAGCGGGGCGUGGUGGAAAUGGUAACCGCGAAACGCAGGCUUCAACUCCAGGAGUCAAAGGUGAAGGACAGCGUUGUCAAGCUCGAUGGGCAGGCAAGGCAGGCGAUGGCCGCAGGCCGCGAAGACCUCGCCAGACUCGCCUUGCAGCGCAAACAGGCGUCGCUUAUGGAGCUUGAAGGCCUUGACACCCAGAUAGCUGACUUGGAGAUUGAGCAGGAGAAGCUCACCCAGGCUGAACAGCGCAUGCAGGCGAAAGUCGCGGCAUUCCGCACUCGCAAGGAAGUCGUCAAGGCGCAGUACAACGCGGCUCAGGCACAGGUUCGCAUCGGUUCCGCGCUAUCGGGCAUUUCAGAGGAGAUGGGCGAUGUCUCCCUCGCUAUCGAGCGCGCAGAGACCAAAACAGAAACCAUGCGAGCCCGCGCCGGCGCAAUCGACGAACUGGCCGAACUUGGUGUUCUGGACGACAUCACCGGAACCAGCGGAGACCCCCUCAGCAGGGAGCUUUCUCAGUUGAUGGCAGAGCAAAACGUGGAAGACGAGCUUGCCUCGCUGAAAGGCGAACUGCCGUCAGCAGAAAAGCGCGCGCUUCCCGAAUCCUCAUCAUAG